Messenger RNA from Anopheles funestus (African malaria mosquito), 1901 nucleotides. RefSeq lists its product as uncharacterized. The record is from RefSeq and is a predicted model, not a curated record. The transcript has 3 exons. The coding region runs from base 699 to 1313 and encodes 204 amino acids. NCBI's taxonomy places the organism in Eukaryota, Metazoa, Arthropoda, Insecta, Diptera, Culicidae.
CAUUUACAUUUUUUGUGGUACAACAAAAAACUAUCCAUUCAUUCCAAACUGGUGUGUAAAUUUUGCAUCCGUACAUAACGGAUAACGCUUGCUUGCAUAGAAUUGUGGCCAGCGGGACCGGUAAGCCGCUUCAUUUGCGUUAAAACUAGCGCCGCGAGAAGUCACGCUGUACCGUGCGUACCGAACGCACGCUCUUACGUACACGUGCUCCCUAACUUGUUUCGGCCGUUCUUGCGUACGUGCGAUGCGUGCGUGUAUUUGUGUGUUAUUUGGCUAGUGUAGCGUAGCAAGCAAGUGUCCGUAUUAUAAAUGUUAUCCUUUUUGGUAUGCCGUGUAGCAUAUAGGCGUUACGUUUAGUGAAGGGAUGUUUGUGAAGAAGAAAAAAAAAAGGAAUACAGUGAGCAUGGAAAAAUCCGGCAAAGUGUAAAGGGGGAUGAUUGUUCCAUCUGUUUCAGUUUGAUGUGAUAUGUUUUCGCGUUUGGUGUAAAAAAUCACAACCAAAACCACAUAAAAUGCUACACGAUUAUUUCACCAUUGCUAGAUAGAGUAAAUUAUGAAACAAUCACAUCUAAACCACAGCUCUUCCCAGCAAGCGUAAGUGUACGCGUGAUAAAACCGAAAGAAAGAACGCAGUCGCGAACAAAACGAAGGUACAACACAAAAAAAACAACCCAAACACACAUUACGACUCUGUUACCAUGGCGCGAUUCCAACUGCUUCGACUGUUGGUGGUACUAUUUGGGGCUGGACCGUUCAGUUCGAUUUUGGCCGCACUGGCAACGAACGAUGAGCAUCUUCUGAUGGAACAGAACGCACACCGGCAUCACGCAUACCAGAAGGAUUCACAAUCGCACAGCAAAGCAUCCUAUCCGACGUCGGCCACAAAUGUGCCUUCUUAUGAGCUGGAACAUGGACAAACGGAGGCAGCCGCACGCGAGUACGUGGCCUCGAUGACCGAUGCGGAAUUGUCCGUUCCGAGCUGGUGCAAGGAGUGUAACGCAACCAUGCUGCACUACUGUCGUACACAGCGAUUCCUAAACGAUCACUGUUGCUGUGAAUAUUCACACGCCAGAGAGCAACUGCCAUGGAUCUCACACACCUGCCAUCGUCAGUUGGAGGGAGACUGCAAGGUAAACGCCGGUUCUUGCGGCAAGUAUCGCGUGAUCAAAGAGUGCUGCUGCGAUCGGAUCACAAAGCUGGAGUCCAAAAACAAAUACUCAUCCGGAUCCAACACAGGACCAGCAAGGUUUAUACCGUUUCUUGCCCUAGCGUGUGCUUUCGUCCGUUUUGUUCCACAGCAACAGCUCAGUUAGCCAGCCAGCAGCUUCGUUGUGUACUUGACAGGCAACAUUCGCUUGUACUUAAGUGACCUUAUCAUGGAAGGUGAUUCGAUCGGUAAAUGAACAAGAAGAGAACGAAAAAGGAUGGGUCUUCAGCAUUCAGCAUGUAACGUUAGCAUUCCUUCCCGGUGUCAUUAUUGAAAAUUGUGUCUACAUUGGUUUGCACUUGUGCUAGCGAUGGUGUUGAACACCAUACAGGGGCUCUAAACAGUGUGGUUAUUUUAAUUUGUUUAAUUUGUUGGUUAGUGCAUAUAUAAGAAUCAUAGCAAAACUAUGAUAUCGCAUUGUAUUCAUUUUGAGGCGUACAAUAAUCAAUAACGUCCCCACCUGCCAUUGUGAGGGUAAACUAAAGCGUGUUUACUGAAAUUGGAAACAAAGUAAGAAGUUUUAGAUUUCGACGUGUUAGCUGUGAAACAAAAUUACGUAGUAUAGGGUAUGUAAAGUCAUUAGUUUAAGUUACCGAUAACAAAGCUAAAUGUUUGUAAAGUUGCAGCAAAGGUGCAUACCAAAGGGUAGACCUAUAAAUAAAUAGUCUGUGAAUAAAGAAACUGUAAAAAAGGA